Messenger RNA from Topomyia yanbarensis, 2234 nucleotides. RefSeq lists its product as uncharacterized. The transcript is spliced from 2 exons. The coding region runs from base 636 to 2207 and encodes 523 amino acids. The record is from RefSeq and is a predicted model, not a curated record. Gene Ontology annotation, molecular function: protein binding. NCBI's taxonomy places the organism in Eukaryota, Metazoa, Arthropoda, Insecta, Diptera, Culicidae.
UUUCAAAUUUUUAUUUCAGUGUUAUUCAAUGUCACUCUGAAUUGAAGCAAUCGGUGUUACAUUGACUUUAGUGGUAAGUUUGGUAAUUAUAUUGUGUAAAAUUGCUCAGACUAAAUUAUAAAGUAAGCCGGCUAGUUGAUACAAAUAUUUGGUCUCAGAAAAGCUUUUAUCACCACUUCUUUCAUCUACAUCAAAACUCAAUGAACUGAUUGUACAUAGUUUGGCUGAUAUACCGAUACAGUAACCAUUAUAAAAGUCUCUAUUCGAUACCUUAGCCGCUGCAAGCAUUCGGGUACUAGACUGCUCUCUCACUUUCGCACUACCCAACACUUCAAUACGCAUCGACUAUAAUACGUUUUCCUGAUAAAUAAAAAAAACUAAAUACUAAAAAGAUGGGAUGUGGUUUCAACAGCAGAACCAUCCCUAUUGUAAUGAUUCAAGCAAUCAGCUCUCGACAAAUUAGAAUCGAUCGCUUAAUUUGCUGCUUCAUCAAAUUGGUUACAAUGUUGCAGCAGAGAUGUACUGAGCGCGCAGUCCCGAUGACCUGGUUGAUAAGCUGUCGCAAAGCACACAACUAAUUCACUUGGAAUCAUCGACGAAGUUAGUUCCCCUUCGGACAUCGCUUCAACCUAGUCAUGGCAAUAUUAUUUUUUCUACUGACCAUUUUGGCUUGUACAGCAUCGAACCAUGCCGCCACGUACGUCUGCAGCACGCGGAAGCCCUGUAUCCUCAACAAUGUGGUUCUGGAAUCGGAAACGGAGCUUGAACAGGCUAGCUUCCCCGACAUCAACGAUCCACUAACCAUCGCAUCCGGAAAGAUCCCUAACUUUACCCGUAAACUGUCCGAGAAGUUGGAGAAAAUUUUCGAUCUGACGAUGAAUCGUGUGGAGUGCGAAACGGUUUUCAUCCGUCCGGAGAUGGUUCACCUGGAGGCAACCGAUAACCGCAUCAAUACGCUUCUGGUGGAUGAUAACAAGGAUCGUAGCUACGAGCUGCUUUCGUUGAAUUUGACCAAUAACCAAUUCAGCAAAAUUGGGGUUCUGCCGAGGUUCACCAAGUUGCGUUUAUUGGCUCUGGACGGGAACGGUCUGGAACUAGUUUCGAUGGAUACGUUUGGGAAGUUGUCCGAUCUACGGCACCUUUCGCUCGCUAACAAUAAGCUGUAUACGCUCGAUACGAGCGGUACUUUUCAGUUGGAUAAAUUGCAGUACUUAUCGCUGGCUGGGAACCCAUUGCUAGAUUUAAAUAUUGAACAAUGGGAACUAGCUUCACUCAAGGAGCUGGAUUUGAGUGGUAACAAGUUGUAUUGGAUGAGUGGGAGUUUGGAGCGUUUCAAACAGCUCAAACAGGCCAGAAUUGCUGGGAAUUAUUGGAAGUGUGAGAAGUUGAUGAGUAUGGUUCUAGCCUCAUCGUCGGUUAUAGUUGAUCAGGACUCGUCAGAUCGGUGUAGCAGUCAGGGUCUGACAGUCGUGCAGAACAUUUGCUGUGAAGAGGACGCUUCCAAAAUUUUGGGUAUUUCUGAGCCAGAGUUGUUCGGUGACAAAUGGGAGCAAAUUAAGGACUUGGACAAAGCUGUUCAAGAAAUGAAAGACUCGUGGGGUGAACAUAAAAUGCAACUUACUAAGGAAAUAAGUGCUAAAGAGGCUGCUCAAGAGAAGCGAUUUACGUUAGUGGAAGAGCAUUUGAAGAAAUUGAACGAGAAGAUAGCAGAAAAGGAGUCUAAAGUGGCUAUUGAUGAAACAAACCAACUGAAGGAUGUUGUAACGGAUCAUAAAAAAUCCAUUACCAAGCUGGAGCAAAAACAAUUGGAAUUGAACAAGCAAUUGGAAGAGUUUGUUGAGCGGCUCAGCUCAAUGCGAGAAUCCUUGGAGCAGAAGAUUACUACGGUAGCGGAGUUGGCUGAAAAGAACAGUAAGCCCGAAAGUGUUCCGAACAGUUCAAUCGCUCCGGAGUCCGUUGGAAAAAGUGCCUCUAACCUUGAAGCCUCGUUAAAGCACCUAGAAAAUCAACAAUUUAAGUAUCAUAUGUCCAGUAUAGAUCUCAAAAAUCAGAUCAAUACGGAACGCGGGCGAAUCAACGAUGUACUGAAACAGCUGGUGACAUUAUCUCGCGAGAGCGAACUUCUGAAACAUGAAGUUGAUCAGGCACGGGGAAACAUCAGUAUGAUGACAAGAAUGAUCGAUGAAAUUGCUAUAAUUGACGACUAAUUGAUACAAUAGAUUAAUUCUUGGAAA